AUGGCGCAGACAACGAAAACCUUCACCGCAAAGUUUCAAAAUGUUCUUGGCGGCUCGCAUGUGUUGAAUAAUGGAAACGAUAUCCCGUGGAUAGGAUUGGGAACCGCUCAAAACAAGGACCAGGCCGCGAUGGAUGCGACGAUUCAUGCAGCUUUGGAGGCUGGCUAUCGUCUAAUCGACACGGCCCAUAUCUAUGAAAAUGAGCAUCAGAUUGGGGAGGCUUUGGAGAAAAGCUUGGGACCACUGGACCUUACCCGUGAAGACCUGUUCAUUACUUCAAAAGUCCCGGUCAUUAACGCUGACCCGACUGGGACUGUUGAAAGUUGCAUCAAGCAGUCGCUCAAGGAUUUGAAGACCGACUAUCUCGACCUCGUGCUCGUCCAUUUCCCGAAAGAUCGCGAUCACGGAAAACAUGAAGACUAUGAGGGAAAUAUGGAGGCGCGGAAGAAGACUUGGGAAAAGCUGGAGGAGUUGCAUGAAAAAGGCACCAUUCGUUCGAUCGGCGUGUCAAACUACGAGGUCUACCACCUUGUCGAGCUUUUUGAGUAUGCAAAGAUCCUCCCCACCGUCAACCAAUUUGAAUACCAUCCAUAUUACCUCCGCCCUACCCUCAAACAUUUCUGCGAGUUGAAGGGAAUUUUCGUCCAGGCCUUCUCCUCCCUCCUCUGGGAGAACAAGGAUAUUUGGGAAGAGAUCGUGCUCAAGCAAAUCGCCGAGAAGCACAAAGUCUCGCCACAGACGAUUCUUUACGCUUUCCCGCUCUACAACAAGGUCGGUGUUAUCCCAAAGUCGGCGACACCUAGUCGUAUUCGUGAUAACUUGAAGCUGACGCUACAGGUUAAACUCUCCCCAGAAGACGUGUCCACGCUCGAAAAGCUGGACAAAAAUCUCUGCUGCUUAGCCUCGUUGACUCCCUCUUUCGUCGCUAUCCACUCGAUCAGCAACUGUUGCCUGGCAAUAUUUUUAUUCAAGACUUUCCGGAACGCGGUCAAUUGUGGGAUCAAACAUGUUCACGUUCAUGUGCGGGAAAAGUAUGGCGUUUGGGGCCCACCAGGCUGGCCCGUUAUUGGCAAUGGAUUGGAACUUGGAUUGCUGCCAACGUGGAAACUACCCUACUGGCUUCAAGAGCAGGCUUCAAAGGCCCAGGAGGCUGGCCAUUGCAUGAUGAAGCUGCAGUUGUUUGCAAAGUAUUUCGUCUUGCCGCUCAAUGCUGAGGGGGUCAAGCCGAUCCUCGAUUCGAAUAGUGAGAUUACGAAGGGAGUGGAUUACCGUUUUAUUGAACCUUGGAUCGGUACUGGACUUUUGACGAGUACUGGCGCAAAAUGGAAAAGUCGCAGAAGGAUGCUUACGCCGACUUUUCACUUCAAAAUGCUCGACGGAUAUGCAACUGUUUUUGAUCGGGAAAGCCGAAAGCUCUGCACAUACCUCGAAAAAUACAACGGAAAAGAGGUCGACCUGUUUCCGAUCGUAAAGCAUUGCGCUCUGGAUAUUAUCUGCGAAAGUGCUAUGGGAGUCUCGGUAAACGCGCUCGAAAAUGAGAACUGUUCCUACGUGAAAGCCUUAAUGGAUAUGGGAUGGUUGACGCUGGAAUGGGCUUUGAAUCCGAUCAACUGGUUCCCGCCGUUCUGGUACCUAUCCGGACGAAAAUUUAUGUUUGAUCGUGUCGUAAAGGAACUGACAGAUUUUACGAAGGAGGUCAUCAAGCAGCGAAAAGCCGAAUUCGCGAAAGGGGACCGGAAGAAGUUGGGCACCAAACAGACAUUCCUGGAUUUGCUGUUGGAGGCCAACCAGGAAAAUAAUAUGAACGACGAAGACAUACGAGAGGAAGUGGACACUUUUAUGUUUGAAGGGCACGACACUACGUCUUCCGGUAUUGCCUGGAUUCUAUGGUCUCUCGCCUGCCACCCGGAAAUUCAGGAAAAAGUCUAUGACGAGAUCAGGCAUUUGAUAAGCGAUGAUACCGACACCGAGAUUACGAUGGACACCUACAAAAACACGCCCUACUUUGAAACCGUGAUGAAAGAGUCAAAUCGGAUUUUUGCACCGGUACCACUGAUACAACGUGACCUGCAAAAUGAUUUUACUUCAGGAAGGUAUGUUCUGCCUGCCGGCUGCACCAUUUUAAUAGCCCCUGUCGUUAUUCAAAGGAAUCCGAAGGUCUGGGGCCCAGAUGUGUUGGAAUUGAAGCCAGAGCGGUUUGAUUUGAAUGCAGAAAAGGACCAUAAUCCCUAUGAUUAUAUCCCAUUCUCGGCAGGACCAAGGAAUUGUAUAGGUCAACGCUUCGCCCUCCUCGAAGAGAAAGUGAUGGUGAUGCACAUCAUCAAGAACUACAAAAUCCGGGCGACAAUCGGAUUCCACGAAAAUGAGUUGGAGACCGAGAUCGUCACGAAACCACAUCGAGGAAUUCGGGUGGUGCUGGAGAGACGAGAGGAAAAUGCA
Mesorhabditis spiculigera is the source of this 2439-nucleotide messenger RNA. NCBI's taxonomy places the organism in Eukaryota, Metazoa, Nematoda, Chromadorea, Rhabditida, Rhabditidae. The record is from the annotation of a GenBank genome assembly.